Aptenodytes forsteri (emperor penguin) is the source of this 5142-nucleotide messenger RNA. RefSeq names its product nestin (gene NES). NCBI's taxonomy places the organism in Eukaryota, Metazoa, Chordata, Aves, Sphenisciformes, Spheniscidae. Gene Ontology annotation, molecular function: CCR5 chemokine receptor binding; intermediate filament binding. Gene Ontology annotation, cellular component: intermediate filament. Gene Ontology annotation, biological process: positive regulation of intermediate filament depolymerization. The record is from RefSeq and is a predicted model, not a curated record.
AUGCUGAGCACAGAAAGUUUCGUGGGGGCGAGAGCCCUGGGUGAGGAAUCGCUGCAGAUGUGGGACCUCAACAAGCGGCUGGAGGCGUACCUGGCCCGCGUGAAGUUCCUGGAGGAGGAAAACGAGGUGCUGCGAGCCGAAAUCCAGAGCGCCAAGGGCAGCCCCAUCGGGGACUCGUGGCGGGGGGAAUACGAGGAGGAGCUGCGAGCCCUGCGGGAUGCACUGGAUCAUGCCUUCAGGGAGAAGUGCACGGCCGAGCUGGCCAGGGACAACCUCUACGAGGAGGUCCAGCAGGUGAAAAGCAGGUGCCAGAAGGAGCAGGCAGCCCGAGAAGAAGCCAAGAAGCAGCUGUCCUUGAGCAGGAAGGAGCUGGAGGAGGAGAGGAGAGCGCAGAUCUGGCUGAAGGAGAGAGCCGUGCAGCUGGAGAAGGAGGUGGAAGCCUUGCUGGAGGUGCACGAGGAGGAGAAAGCGGGGCUGGACCAGGAGAUCGCGAGCUUCUCGCAGAGCCUGGAGAGCUUCCGCUGCGCACCGGUGGCUUUCCAGCCGGUGGAGGUGGAGGACUACUCCAAGAGGCUCUCGGAGAUCUGGAAAGGAGCAGUGGAGACCUACAAGACGGAGGUGUCGCAGCUGGAGGCUUCCCUCUGCCAGGCCAAGGAGAACCUCUGGAAGGCGGUGGAGGACAACCAGCAGAGCCAGCUGCAGCUGCAGCACCUGGAGAAGGACCUGGCGGGGCUCAAAGCACGGAAGGAGAUGCUGGAGGAGAGCCUGGCCCGGCAGUGGCAGGAGCAGCGUGGAGAGGCAGAGAAGUUCCAGGUGGGCGAAGGCGGUGGGGAGGCGCUGGUCCCCUGGGGAGGGGGAGAGCGGGAUGCUGUGGGUGCCUUGGGGGGGACGCUGCUGGAAGCAGAAAGCACCCGCUUGCAAAUGCCAGCCGGGGAAUACAAGCUGGCCAACGGCUUGCGAGAUCUCAAGCUGGAGGUGAGCAGCGGCAACCACCGCGCCAGCCCCUCCAUCUUCCCCAGGGCGGAGGGGAGGGGGCAGCCAGCGAAAGCCCAAAGCGAUGCCCUGACACCCAAAAGCCAGAGCCCCGGCGCCAGGGAGCUCCAGAAAAUCAGCUCGGUCCUCCAUGCCACAGCACCGCAGGCUGCCGGCAUGGCCAGGGAGAUAGCACCGCAGGCUGCCGGCAUGGCCAGGGAGAUAGGUGCCCCCAGCCGCCCCACACCAAACCCCUUGCAGCCGGGCAAAUCUGCCCCUCCUCUCUCCCCGGAGCCCCCCAGCCCCGUGCCACCCCAGCCAGGGAGUCCAGGGGGAGAGGGGCCUGCCUGGCCGGGGGGAGACGGGGGUAAGAUGAGCCAAGGGAAGGAGCAUCCUGUGCCCGGAGCCGCGGCGGAGACCCACGAUGCCAGCGCCGAGCCCACGGGAACGGCGCCCGCCCACGGCUUGCGGUACCCAGCCCAGCUGGUCAGUGAGGCGCUGGAGGAUGCUCUCAAGGAAAUGAAAGACGAUGCUCAGCCCAAAGAAGAGCCCACGCUCAGCGCUGCGUGGGCCCCCCGGGACGCCCGUGCCCCCAGCCCCAUUCCCCCCAUAGAGGCUUGCAGAGGGGCUGGGGAAGGGCAAGACCCCUCCGAGGGUGCUGGGGAUGGCGAAGCCCCCAAAGCGGAGGAGAGAGCCGGGGAAGCCGUGCUGCAGGGGCUGGGUGCAGAGAGCAGCACUCUGCGGGAUGGAGCUGCGUCCCCACCGGGACCGCAUCCCUGCGGCAUGGCUGCUUCCCUAAGUGCCACGGCGAGUCAAGAAGAGAUGGGAGCGUGGGAGGAGGAGAUGCCCACUGUGCUGAGCCCAAGGGAACCAGAAGCCGUGCCCCGGGAAGAGGACACGAGUGGCCCUGGCCAGAUGGGGACCGGCCGGGAAGAGCCAGAGCAAGGGGAGGACAAGGCGGAUGCCCCAAGCACGGAGGCGUUGCACCCCUCAGAGGACGAGGAGGAGAGGGGACCCUGCAGCCCCUGCGGGGAGGACGACGAUUUCCAGGGCGAAGGGAUGGAUGCGCGAGAAGGGGAGUCCCCACAAAGGGACGUUGAAGCUGCUCAUGCUGUCCCUGUGGAAAGCCACCCGGUUUUGCCCGUGGAAAGUCACCUGGAAGAGGACCUUGUUGAUGGAGAGCAGGAAAAGUUUGAGCAUCGGGAAAUGCCCGUGUGUGAGACGGAUCUGGCUGCAGAGGAGGAAAGGGGGCAGGAGACAUGCCCGGGGCAGGAGACGUGCCCGGAGCAGGAGACGUGCCCGGAGCAGGAGACGUGCCCGGAGCAGGAGACGUGCCCGGAGCAGGAGACGUGCCCGGAGCAGGAGACGUGCCCGGAGCAGGAGACGUGCCCGGAGCAGGAGACGUGCCCGGAGCAGGAGACGUGCCCGGAGCAGGAGACGUGCCCGGAGCAGGAGACGUGCCCGGAGCAGGAGACGUGCCCGGAGCAGGAGACGUGCCCGGAGCAGGAGACGUGCCCGGAGCAGGAGACGUGCCCGGAGCAGGAGACGUGCCCGGAGCAGGAGACGUGCCCGGAGCAGGAGACGUGCCCGGAGCAGGAGACGUGCCCGGAGCAGGAGACGUGCCCGGAGCAGGAGACGUGCCCGGAGCAGGAGACGUGCCCGGAGCAGGAGACGUGCCCGGAGCAGGAGACGUGCCCGGAGCAGGAGACGUGCCCGGAGCAGGAGACGUGCCCGGAGCAGGAGCCCUCGAGCAUCCAUGAGGCCAUCCCAGCAGAAGAGGCUUCAUCGGGGGCUGAAGAAGAUGCCGUGAGAGGGGAGGACCCAGGCAGAGCAAAAGACGGUGAGGGAGAAAAGGGAGAGGCCGGUGGGGAGGCACUGGGAGGAGAAGACCCCCAGGCAGGAGAGGCUGCGGGACCUGAAACCCUGGGGCAGGAUAGCGGAGCCCGGGAGGAGCCCGGGGACCUGCAGGAGAAUGGCUUUGCGGAAGAGGUGCCGGAGCAGGAGGAGCUGGAGCCAGAGCCGGGAGAGGAGCCCUGGGGCGGGGGGGAUGAUGGCAACAGCCGAAACCGAAAGCCCCGUGCAGAGGACUGGGAGGUGACAGCAGAGGACACAGAGGGGGCUCUGGGGACAGAAGAGCCAGCCUGGGCAGAUGACACCCCGACGAGCGCAGGAGGGCUGGAAAGCGAGGGGAGUGACGGCAUGUCGCCAGCAGAGCUGGAGGAAACCCGGGAAGAUGAUGAAGAAGACGGCGAGAGCCGAGGGAUGAGCCAGCAGCAGCCACCGCUGGAGGCUGAGCCGGCCCCGGGGCUGGCGAGGGAUGAGCAGGAGGGCACCGCGGGGCAGCCUGCUUGGGCACCAGCAGAUGGCCCUGGGCGAGGGGACAGCCAGGAGCUGGCUGGGGCUCCGGAGGAGACAUGGGAGGUGCAGGAUGAGGAUGCUGAUGACGAGCUCGGCUCGGACCCGGGACAGCCGGAGAGCAGCAGCUCCGGCCCUGCGCCGCUUCAGCAGGUGCCAGGUGACGGUGCGGAGAGCAGCGAGUCGGCCGAGGAGGAGGCUGGGCGACUGGGAGAGCUGGAGCAGGCACCGGGGACGGGCAGGAGGGUGGAGCUGGAGGACACGCUGCCGGACAGCACGCCCUUGCACCUCUAUGAAGGGGAGAUGCUGGCUGUGGUCGCACCCAGCCAAAACCCUCCGGAGACUGAGGAGACCACAGAGACAGCCCCCACAUCUGAAAUAGCUCCGGAGGAUGAAGGAUGGCUGGAAGGGAGGGACAAGCCACCAACUCCCGCCAUGCCAGAGAGCCGCGAAGAGGAGGCAGGAACAGAGGUAGCCCCCGCGGCAGAGGGUGCCGAGGAGGAGGAAGGCUAUUUCAUGGUCUCUGCUCCCAACCAAGAGGUGUCCAGCUCAGAGGAAGCCGAGAUCUCCGAGGACUUUGAAGAAAUUAAAAUUGAAGCAACCGAAGCCAGCAGAGAUGAUCUGGAAGCUCCUGGAGAAGCAUCUCCGGUGCCAGAGGACGAAGGGCACUUUGAGGCGUUUGUUGGUGAAGCAGAUGAAGGCAGGAAGAUGCCCACAGAAGAACCUGAGAUGCCAAAGGAUGAGGAUGAGGAUGAGGAUGAGAAUGAGGAUGAUGCUGGGGGUUUUACUGCUGAGCUCGAGGAAGGUCCAGCCGCGCCUGAGGCAGAUCCCGGCUCCCCCAGGGCCACGGGGCCGUUAGCAGGAGACACCGACGAGCCAGCCCAGGGUGCCGUAGGCUCCGGUGUGCAUGAGGGACCAGAGCGCUUGGAGGGCUUGGCCGCCGAAUCGGUUGAGGAGCUCGACGGCACGGUGGAGCCGGAGAGCGACGCUGGCAGAGCCGGAAUGCUCCCAGGCUGCAACCUGGGGCUGGUGAUGCCGGUUUCUCCGCUGCCUGACCAAGCAGAGCAGACAUCAGAUGAGCAGCCAUCUGUGGAGGAGGAAGCACCGGAUGGUGACAGCCCUCCCCCGGCUGGGGACGAGGAGCUCCCCAAGGCCGACCCACCUCGGCCGGGCUCCGCGCCGGAGCAGGGAGGUUUUCCGGAGAUGAUUAAAGAAAACCCAGAGGCGGCCGAUCUCUCUGCAAAAGUGCUGGCGGAUGUCAUGAAAGACUCAGAUAUUUUGGAAAUAGUCGAGCAAGCCCUGGAGUUCAACCAGGAGCUGGUGAUGGGGGCAAGGGCGGCCGAGGGCGGGCAGCGGGAUCCUGGUGGGACCGAGCUACCCCGGGACACCGGGGAAGACUCCUCGCCUGCCUCGUCCAGCGAGGAGGAGCCGACGGUGCAGGAGGCGCCAGCGGAUGCGGCACCGGGGACGGAGGGUCUGAUUCGGGCCGAGAACGGGCUGCACCGGGAGGCCAGCCUGGAGGACCUGGCCGAAUUCACCGAGGUGCUGAACGGCAUCGCCGGUGUGCCGCUGGCACAGGAGUUCCCCACGGAGACCGCAGACCCCACUGCGGUGAUGCCACCGCAGCCCCCUGCUCCCGGAGAUGCCACCGCGGCCAAGCUGGCCGAUGCCACCCCAUGUGGCAAGCACGGCGGAGCCGACACCGUCCCCGUGCCGUCCCCUUUGGGGGAUGACGUCUUGUGCCUCGCACCCGACCAGCUGCCGGCCUGCCGGCUGAGAGCCGAGCAGGAGCCCUGGUCCUCGGGGGACGAGUGA